Messenger RNA from Anopheles aquasalis, 1532 nucleotides. RefSeq names its product haspin (gene Haspin). Gene Ontology annotation, molecular function: ATP binding; histone H3T3 kinase activity. Gene Ontology annotation, biological process: intracellular signal transduction; mitotic cell cycle; protein phosphorylation. The record is from RefSeq and is a predicted model, not a curated record. Gene Ontology annotation, cellular component: cytoplasm; nucleus. NCBI's taxonomy places the organism in Eukaryota, Metazoa, Arthropoda, Insecta, Diptera, Culicidae.
CAGUGGGAUCCACAAUGAGCACAUCGAACAAAUCCACAACAAGGCCGCGAACGAGGCGUGCCUCGUCUGCGGUGGAGCCGGUUAAACCCACGAGAAGAACCACGAGCUCCACCGAGAAGCAAAGUCUGGUAGAUUCGACUAACGACAGCGUCAUGGUUGUGGACAAAGUCGUAUUCAAACCGGGAAAGUGGCGUAAAUCGCUGGUAAUGCUGAGAGCAUCCAUGAGCCGACGUGAGGGCUCACGAUCGAAUGGAGGUGCUGCCCGGGGCAGUCGUCGAAUCAGUAUGCUUACGAGUGAUUCCCGCGUUUCUCGCAUCCUUCAUGAUAUCACGGUAAAUGAGUCGCAAACGCUAGAGGCCAGGGAAAGCCUGCAUCAUUCGUUGGAUCAGCUCGAUGUUAGCGUGCACCAGUUUUUGGCCCCACUGGUGCCACUGCGAACCGUUGCGGAUCAUUGCUACCUAGGAUUGCGGAGCGCCAAGGAGGAAAUACUGAAACGCUGCCACCAGCAGGGACCGAUUUCGUUCGAGGAAACGUUUGCUCGCUUGGGAAUAACGGUGCUCAAGAAGAUCGGCGAAGGAGUGUACGGCGAGGUGUUUGAGUGCCGAAAGGGAAGCGACGGACAACGGUCGGUGCUGAAAUUGAUUCCGAUCGAGGGCACGCUCAUGAUAAACGGCGAGAAACAGAAAACAUUCGAAGAGAUAGUCUCGGAGAUCAUCAUAUCCUCGGAACUGAGCAAUCUGCGCCAACGGAGUGUACAAUUCUCGACCGACGGAUUCGUGGAGCUGAUAAGCGUGAGCUGCGUGAAAGGGGAGUACCCGGCCCUGCUGCUUGAUCUAUGGAACGGUUACGCAGACGAGCAGGGUACGGAGAACGAUAGUCCGGAUAUGUUCCCGGCCGAUCAGCACUACAUCGCCUUUGAGACGGCUUUCGGAGGUAGCGAUUUGGAGGGUUAUCGCUUCAGGAAUGCUUUGCAGGCGUUCGCAGUCUUCUCGCAGAUCGUGCUCAGUCUGGCGAUCGCUGAGCAACGGUUCGAUUUCGAGCACCGGGAUCUGCACUCCGGAAACAUUCUCGUCGAACCCACGAAGGACACCGAGCGGACGUACAAUCUGCUGGGCGAGGAGAUCGUGAUUCAAACGCAAGGCUUAAAAGCGACCAUCAUCGAUUACACCCUGUCCCGGAUCGUGUACAACGGGUUGUGUCUGUUUAACGAUCUUUCGACCGACGAAGAGCUGUUCACCGCGGAAGGCGACUAUCAGUUCGAGAUCUAUCGAAAGAUGAAGACCGCCGUGGAGAAUCAGUGGAAUCGGCACCAGCCAAAAACGAACGUUUUCUGGUUGCACUACUUGCUGGAAAAGCUGAUUAGCUGCCGGAACUAUCGUGACAAAAUGACCAAAGUGCAUCGGACGACGAUGAAAUCGAUGAAAGAGUUGAGCGCGAUUCUGUUGGAAUUCGAGAGCGUUCAUGAAAUUGUCCAGCACUACUUUUCAUCCGAUGAAGAUGAGUCCAACAAGGAGAACUAGGCUGCCGCGAGG